Messenger RNA from Malus domestica (apple), 1231 nucleotides. RefSeq names its product inositol polyphosphate multikinase beta-like. Gene Ontology annotation, biological process: inositol phosphate biosynthetic process. Gene Ontology annotation, cellular component: cytoplasm; nucleus. The record is from RefSeq and is a predicted model, not a curated record. Lineage: Eukaryota; Viridiplantae; Streptophyta; Magnoliopsida; Rosales; Rosaceae. Gene Ontology annotation, molecular function: inositol-1,4,5-trisphosphate 3-kinase activity; inositol tetrakisphosphate kinase activity.
UUUAGCUUUGUUUUGAAGUCAACAAAUCCUUUUUUUAUUCCGUUGUUUUAAAGAGAAAGGUUUCUCUCUGGUGGCCACAGAAAUCAAAAGCGAGUGAAAGGUAAAGGCUUCUCUGCCAAGCCUUCAUCGCCAGCAACAGCAAUUGCAGCCAGAUCCAGACCAUGUUUAAGGUCCCAGAUUAUCAAGUUGCUGGCCACCAAGCCGGUGGUGGAAAGCUUGGCCCUCUUGUGGAUGAUUCAGGGCACUUUUACAAGCCUCUUCAAAGUGACGAGCGUGGAUCCCAAGAGUUAGCAUUCUAUACAGCAUUCUCUACUGACACUAGGAUUCCAGACCACAUCCGCAAGUUCUUCCCUGUAUUUCAUGGCACUAAGCUUUUAGAGGCGUCUGAUGGUUCUGGCCUGUCUCCUCACCUGGCCUUGGAAGAUAUUGUCUCAAGCCGAAUCAAUCCAUGUAUAUUGGACGCUAAAAUUGGUGCCAGAACAUGGACCCCACAAGCUGCUGAAGAUUAUCUCCAAAGGUGUCUUAAGAAAGAUAGAGAAACCGCGAGCCUGGAACUGGGGUUCAGGAUAUCUGGACUCCAAGUGCAUGGAAACAAAGAAACUGGAGUUUGGAAGCCAGACAGGACGGUUAUUCAGAGGGGUAGCGUUGAUGAGACUAAGUUAACUCUUAGGAAAUUUGUAUCUUCUAACCCAUCUACCGAUUCAGAUAUAUCAAACCAGAUUGUUGUUUUUGCAUCGACUGUCUAUGGUGGUCAUAAUGGGAUAUUGGCACAGUUGCUGGUACUGAAGUCGUGGUUUGAGGAGCAGACCAUUUACCAUUUCUACUCUUGUUCAGUUAUGAUGGUUUACGACAAGGAAUCGUUGCAGCAAGGGAAGAAACAAGGUGCUCAAAUUAAACUUGUUGAUUUUGCUCAUGUGAUCGACGGGAAAGGUGUAAUCGACCAUAACUUCUUGGGCGGGCUCUGCUCCUUGAUAAGGAUGAUCUCAGAAAUUGUCACCGAUCCUAGUACUUGACCCGACGCAUGUUAUGCCCACAACUCUGAAAAAGAAGAAGCAUUUUAUGCUAAUAACAGCUAGGAGAAAUGCAGUAUCCUAAGGGGAACUCUCCUUUUGUCAUUCCUCCUGUGGGGAUUUUGGAUUCUAAAUCCAUGAAUAUUCAGUUUUCUUGCUACUGAAGUAAUUGAUACUGCUCAUGAUUUCAAUUGUUGACGAUGUUUAUUGAAUUUUUUUGA